CAAAUCCCAAAUCCCAAUCCCCAUCAAUUGAUGAGCUACGAGACAAACUGAGAAGGCCCGGGAAGAAGGAAGGUGCCUUGCCCGACUCUCUCCUCCCACCUCUCUCUCUCUCUCUCUCUCUCCAUCUCCCCGUCCCCUUCUUCUUCUUCUUCCUGCAUUUGCUGCGUUUCCUCUCAGCAAACAUCCCAGUCAACCAUCUCCUUCUCCAAAGCUCUCUGCUUUAUUGUUGUUAGUUGGCGAUCUCUGUGGCUGAAACUUUCCCCCCUUUUUUGGAUCCUGUUACUUACGAAUUGCUCAUUCGAUCUCCGUCCCUGUUGCUGCCGUCGACCCGGGAAUUCAGGGUUAAUUACAGUUCGCUGUAUCAAUGGACCCUGCUGAGUUAACCACGCAACAGGUUUUGGAGAGGGACAUCCCAUGGGAGACAUAUAUGACAACUAAGCUCAUCACUGGGACUUGUCUUCAGCUGCUAAGGCGUUAUGAUAAAAGAUCAGAAAGUUACCGUGCCCAGUUGUUGGAUGACGAUGGCCCAGCUUAUGUUCGGGUCUUUGUUUGCAUCUUGCGCGACAUAUUCAAGGAAGAAACAGUUGAAUAUGUUCUAGCUCUCAUCGAUGAGAUGCUUACUGCAAACCCGAAGAGAGCCAGGUUAUUCCAUGACAAGUCUCUUGCAAAUGAAGACACAUAUGAACCCUUCCUAAGGUUGCUCUGGAAGGGUAAUUGGUUCAUACAGGAGAAAAGCUGUAAGAUUCUUGCUCUAAUAUUAAGUGCAAGGCCAAAAACAGAGAAUGGGCUUGUGAAUGGAGAGGAAUCAAGUUCAAAGAAAAAGAUCACCACCAUUAGUGAUGUGCUGAAAGGUCUGGUAGAAUGGCUCUGUGCUCAGCUGAAAAAACCUUCUCACCUAAGUAGGGCUAUUCCAACUGCAAUCAAUUGCCUUUCAGCAGUGCUUAAGGAACCCAUAGUCAGAUCAUCCUUUGUUCAAGCAGAUGGAAUCAAGCUGUUGAUUCCUUUAAUAUCUCCUGCGUCUACACAGCAAUCUAUCCAGCUUCUCUAUGAAACCUGUCUCUGUGUUUGGCUUUUAUCGUACUAUGAACCUGCCAUUGAGUUCUUGGCCACUACUGGAAUUCUCCCGCGACUAAUAGAUGUUGUCAAGAGUUCCACCAAAGAAAAGGUUGUCAGGGUGGUUGUCUUGACCUUUAAGAAUUUUUUGCCCAAAGGGACAUUUGGGGCUCAGAUGGUUGACCUUGGGCUGCCUCAGAUUGUCCAAAGCUUGAAAGCUCAGGCAUGGAGUGAUGAGGAUCUAUUGGAUGCUCUAAGUCAGCUGGAAGAAGGGUUGAGGGAUAACAUCAAGAGAUUAAGUUCCUUUGACAAAUACAAACAAGAAGUCCUCCGCGGCCACCUUGAUUGGUCCCCAAUGCACAAAGAUCCUAUCUUUUGGCGUGAGAAUAUCAUGAGCUUUGAAGAGAACAAUUUCCAGAUUUUGAGGGUCCUUAUCACGAUUCUGGACUCGUCGAGUGAUCCAAGAACUUUGGCUGUUGCUUGCUUUGAUCUCUCGCAGUUCAUCCAGUGUCAUCCUGCAGGGCGGGUCAUAGUGGCGGACCUCAAGGCAAAAGAGCGGGUUAUGAAACUUUUGAAUCAUGAGAAUGCGGAGGUAACAAAGAAUGCCCUUCUGUGUAUUCAGAGGCUAUUUUUGGGAGCAAAGUAUGCAAGCUUUUUGCAAGCCUAAGUAAAGUAUCUCUCGGACGGUUGGGGUCUAGUGGGCAGGUGUGGGGACUCUGAAGAAUGAGGGUUUUCUUGUUUUGUGCUGGUCAGCUGCUUCUAUGCAUUUUCAUUUUUUUCCCCCCUCCUGGGUUCGAAGGGAUGGAUAAAUUCAUAUAUUCUUGUUCACUGUCCGGUCCCAAGGGAUGUUUGACAAAAAUACGCCGCUGAGUUCAUACACCUAAAACAUGUAUGAAAUAUUCUAUUGGUUCCGAGGUUGUAAUAAGUAAGUCUCUAAAAUCUUUUAAGAGGGCAACAUAUAUUAGUUAAGUUUGCUGCCAAUUGUUUCA
Messenger RNA from Punica granatum (pomegranate), 2042 nucleotides. Lineage: Eukaryota; Viridiplantae; Streptophyta; Magnoliopsida; Myrtales; Lythraceae. The record is from RefSeq and is a predicted model, not a curated record.